Molecule: messenger RNA, 1723 nt
Organism: Oncorhynchus keta (chum salmon)
Lineage: Eukaryota; Metazoa; Chordata; Actinopteri; Salmoniformes; Salmonidae
Exons: 5
Coding region: 368-1723 (451 amino acids)
Source: RefSeq, a predicted model, not a curated record
GAAAGGCGGUGUAUGUGAUGGGACUGGACUUGUGUUUCAGAUGUUAUUCACACUUCAGAGCCAAUGUGUUAUUUCCUGUUUUGGGGGAUUUCCCACAUAAACCAAAAGUGAAACCAACGUUCUAAGGGAUGUCUGUGGGCUCCAGUGAAAAUGAUUUCUUUCAGAUUAACAAAUUGUGAUCCCACUGCCUUCACUCUGCCUUCACUUUUUGGCUGUCCCCAUAGGAAAACACUUUUAAGAGCCCUUUUGGUUCCUGGUAGAACCUAAAAGGAUUCUCCUAAGGGGACAGUGGAAGAACCCUUUUUUGAACCCUUUUUACUAAGAGUGUAUUCAACCUUCACUAUCAAAUGUUUUGGCAGGAGUUGUAAUGGCGGGACAAAGAUUUCAAGGUGCACUGGGGGUCAUGCUCCUUGUGUGUCUCCUUGGACUAACAAAAGAGUUUGAACUUGAGGACAAAGACUGGGACGAGUUGAGGUCUGAUGUGGCUGCGCUGCACAGAUUGAAAGGAUUACCUGAUCAAAUGACACGUAGGACCACAGGAGCAGACACCAGAGAGAUAACAAUGCACGGGACCAGGACAAAGAGAUUCAGCAAUUACAGGGCAUAUGUGGAGAAAAAGCCCAUGGCUUUAUUUGAUGGUCUUAGGGGAUGUGACAAUUUUACAACAUGCGUCAUUCAAAUGGACCAGGAUUUUGAAAGGUUUCUGGAAGAAAUUGAUAGACAAAAGAUCCAAGAUUUGCUGCUGUCUGCUUCUGAAAUGUCUUACACCUACAGCAACAAACUUCUCCUUAUAAUGGACAAGGAAGAGUGGACUCGUCAGCGAGUAGAAGAGGAGUACAGCAUAGAUCCUCAUUAUUCAGUAAUGGUCAGUGAUGCUUGUAUGUACAAUGAUUCAUGUCUCCCAAUCGUUAACAGUGGCACAGUUGUGAAGAUAUUUGGUACUGCCUCAGAGGAUGGACAUACUCUGUCCGGUUACUCUGGUUCCUCACUAGCAAAUCUAAUGUUGACACCAUCAUUGAGAGCAGCAUCCGUUUUCUCCCUUGACAUCAAUACUACUUCUUCAUUUCAUAAUGACUUCAUGAGGGUUUUUAAGUAUCAUGACAAUAAUGCUGUCUUGGAAACUACCAGCCCAGGAGAUCUUCUCAUCUUUCAAAUCAUGGAUCACACUGACACUGCAGCUGAGUACCAUGCUCCAAAGAGACCUAUUGAUCACACCACACAGUAUGAUAAACAGCACAUCCUAAUACUGGAAGAUAACCCCAUUGUUCGGGAAGCUGCUAAAUUUCUAUAUGAGAAACAUCCCUCUGUGACCUCUGUGUACAUCCUGGAAAACCAACAGCCUAAAGUGAUCAAAGGCGACCCGGUGCCACUGUCAGAAGAGAGCAGACUGGUCCUUGUAGGCCAUGGGAGCAGAGACAGCGAAGGAGAGAUGAGGGUUGGAGGGUACAAAGCCGAAGACGUGGCUGACAUCAUUGGACGUACUGCCAGGACUAGUGACCAUAUUAAAACCACAAGUGUGGUGGCCUGUGAAGUUGGGUCUGAUGAAGCCUUCAAGAACACCCUGUUAAAAGAGCUCCACACCAGGUCUAUUGAGACAGAACUACACCUAAGGAGUUCUUUGCUCCAAGUCAGCCACUCUGGGGAGAAGAUAACUGUAGAAAUAACCCCACUGGAUUGGAAACAAAACAUAAGGAUGACAGCAAGAAAGUGGUGGCAAUGUUAG